Molecule: messenger RNA, 4943 nt
Organism: Equus caballus (horse)
Lineage: Eukaryota; Metazoa; Chordata; Mammalia; Perissodactyla; Equidae
Gene: FOXK2
Product: forkhead box K2
Biological process (GO): regulation of transcription by RNA polymerase II
Molecular function (GO): DNA-binding transcription factor activity, RNA polymerase II-specific; RNA polymerase II cis-regulatory region sequence-specific DNA binding; protein binding
Source: RefSeq, a predicted model, not a curated record
AUGGCGGCGGCCGCGGCGCUCCCGGCGCGGGCGGGCCUCCGCGGGCGGCGGGGCCGGGGCGGCGGGGCGCGGGCGGCGGGUCCCGCGGGCGGCUGGGCCGUGGCCCGCCUCGAGGGCCGCGAGUUCGAGUACCUGAUGAAGAAGCGCUCGGUGACCAUCGGGCGUAACUCGUCGCAGGGCUCGGUGGACGUGAGCAUGGGCCACUCGAGCUUCAUCUCGCGGCGCCACCUCGAGAUCUUCACGCCCCCGGGCGGCGGCCAUGGCGGGGCGGCCCCCGAGCCCUCGGCGCAGCCCGGGCCCGACGCCGGCGGCGACUUCUACCUGCGCUGCCUCGGCAAGAACGGCGUGUUCGUGGACGGCGUGUUCCAGAGGCGCGGGGCGCCGCCGCUGCAGCUGCCGCGCGUGUGCACGUUCAGGUUCCCGAGCACAAACAUCAAGAUAACGUUCACUGCCCUGUCCAGCGAGAAGAGGGAGAAGCAGGAGGCACCCGAGUCCCCGGUGAAGCCCGUGCAGGCUCACAUCUCGCCCCUGACCAUCAACAUUCCAGACACCAUGGCCCACCUCAUCAGCCCCCUCCCCUCCCCCACGGGAACCAUCAGUGCUGCAAACUCCUGCCCAUCCAGCCCCCGGGGAGCGGGGUCUUCGGGAUACAAAAUGGGCCGUGUGAUACCAUCUGACCUCAAUUUAAUGGCCGACAGCUCACAGCCAGAAAAUGAAAAGGAAGCUUCAGGUGGAGACAGCCCAAAGGAUGAUUCAAAGCCACCUUAUUCCUAUGCACAAUUAAUCGUACAAGCAAUUACGAUGGCUCCUGAUAAACAACUCACCCUAAAUGGAAUUUAUACGCACAUCACUAAAAAUUAUCCGUACUACAGGACUGCGGACAAGGGCUGGCAGAAUUCAAUUCGCCACAAUCUCUCUCUGAAUCGUUAUUUCAUCAAAGUACCACGUUCCCAGGAAGAACCAGGCAAAGGCUCAUUCUGGAGGAUAGAUCCUGCCUCUGAAAGCAAAUUAAUAGAGCAGGCUUUUAGGAAAAGACGGCCUAGGGGCGUGCCUUGCUUUAGAACCCCUCUGGGACCGCUCUCAUCUAGAAGUGCCCCAGCCUCUCCCAAUCACGCUGGAGUGCUGUCUGCUCACUCCAGUGGCGCCCAGACCCCUGAGAGCCUGUCGAGGGAAGGUUCACCGGCCCCCCUGGAGCCCGAGCCUGGCGCCUCACAGCCCAAACUGGCCGUCAUCCAGGAGGCUCGGUUUGCCCAGAGCGCACCAGGCUCACCUCUGUCUAGUCAGCCCGUUUUAAUCGCUGUGCAACGGCAGCUGCCUCCGACGAUCAAGCCCGUCACCUACGCUGUUGCCGCCCCUGUGACCACCUCGACCUCCCAGCAGCCCGUCGUGCAGACAGUUCACGUCGUCCACCAGAUCCCAGCAGUGUCUGUCACCAGCGUGGGCGGACUGGCCCCAGCAAACACAUACACUGUUGCCGGGCAGACCGUGGUCACUCAGGCAGCUGUGCUGGCCCCUCCUAAGGCAGAGCCGCAAGAGAAUGGAGAUCACAGAGAAGUAAAAGUGAAAGUAGAACCUAUUCCUGCGAUUAGCCAUGCCACGCUAGGUGCUGCUAGCCGGAUCAUUCAGACAUCACAGGCCACCCCUGUCCAGACGGUCACCAUAGUGCAGCAGGCACCUCUAGGUCAGCACCAGCUACCCAUAAAAACUGUCACGCAGAACGGGACUCAUGUGGUGCCCAUCCCCGCCGCCAUCCACGGCCAGGUGAACAGUGCAGCGGCAAGUCCCCUGCACAUGCUGGCGACACACGCGUCGGCGUCGGCCUCUCUGCCCACAAAGCGCCAGAAUGGUGACCAGUCAGAGCAGCCGGAGCUGAAGCGAGUCAAGACUGAGGAUGGCGAAAGCAUUGUCAUUGCCCUGAGUGUGGACACACCGCCGGCAGCCGUGAGGGAGAAGGGCAUCCAGAACUAGUGACCAGGAGAGCUUGUCUUACCUUAAUAUCAACUCUGUGGUGCCAAAAGGAGACACUGUCUCUCACCGAGGCUCAGAGCGCAUUCUCGGUGGGCAGAGGGCCCUGCGGUUGGACUUCACCUCAGCACUGAAAACACAAAACCCAGGCGGCCUUAAAACUCCUUAAUUUAAAGACAGAAAUCAGACCCAAACAGAACACACGCAACAAAACCUGGUUCUGGCAGUGUCUCCCCACCUGCGCUCAGCUUUUAACUCCGAGUAAAGACUCACGGUCCUUGAGUGAGGACGGCACCUGGUGCGAAGCGGAUCUGCCGGGAUGGGGCCCCCACGAGGGGAUGGGGCAGGAGCCCCCGCCGCCCUCAGAGGACCCGAGGGGCUGGCGCUGGUAGAUGAGACAGUAUUUUGUUGUUCACAUGUGGAAUUAGAAUAUUUUGAGGUGUACUUUCUUUCUUUACAAAAUAAUGGGGUCUUUGACAUUUCAGAUCACUCCAUUUCUACUCUGGAAAUUUUGGAAUCACACAGGACCGUUGGUGUGAUUUCAUUUGGGGAAAAGAAACAACGUAGUUUUGUUUGUUUUUGUUGUUUGUUUUCAGCCUAUGGAAUGAUUUACUUUUGUCUGUCCUGUUAAAGUUCAGAUGGAGCUACUUGGUGACAUGCGCAUUGUCCCUGUUAGAGCAGGUGCCAGAUGAAUUUAAUCCACCUCCAUUUCAGUGUGACGGACGGUGACAGACAGAUACCCGCGGGCUGCACAGAAGCACGAUGGAAAGGACUCCGGACUCCUGCUGGCCUCGCGGCUUGUGGAGCUGCACUUAACUGGUUCUCUUUCUUGCUCCUUUUUGUUGUUUGUUCUUUGUGUUGACUCUAAGUAAAGCAAGUCUCCCGACAGAACUACGACUCUUUCGUCUGGAAAAAGAUUCAGUCUUUUAUCACACACCCUUUCAAACCAAUGUCACAGGUCUCUGGGGCACGUCUGUUGUUUUAGGUGCCCUCACCAGCUCUCGGCAUCGCCCGACCAGCUGUCUACACUGCGUUUGCCCCACUGAUGGUGAGAGCAGCUGCUGGGGUGGAGCAGAAGCUGCGUGUUAACACAAGGGGCUCGGAAGCAAGUGCCCUCUGUUAAGCAUUGGAACCAUCUGGGUCGUUUUCUGAUUUGUAAUAGGAAAUUCCCUUCACCCUUUCAGAACUGAAUCCCAUACUAAGGCUGACUUCUCUCCUACAAAAAAUAAAAGCGAGAGGAAAGGAAACAAAGGUGAGACAAGGAGAAGCGGGAGGCCCACAGGCCUUAGCCCACGCUCCUCCAGAAGAAUACCACUCACCUUCCAGAGUGUUCCAGGGGUCAGGGCUGAGCAGCCGUGCAAACAGAAAGAGGGCUUUGGCCUUAUUGUGAAUUUUUAAAUGUCAUCAUCAUAACGUUAUUUAUUUAAAUGUAGUUAUUUUGGUAUUUAAUUUUUUUUAAAAGAGGGAAAAAACCCUGUAUUUUCCUGGUGGAAUGAAACAGCUCAGAAUGGUAUAUUUAGGCAAUUUUAAAACAUUUAUUAUUUACCUAAAGACCAAAUAUGAUAAAUCUGUUCUAAGUAUUGUGUGUCAAUCCACAGUAUGGAGCUGUCACAAUGUUAUUGCAGAUAAUGCAUAUUAAAAAUUAUGAAAUUACUGCACACUAGCUGGAUUUAUAACUCAGCCAUUUAAAAAAUAAAAAUGAAACCAUCAUGUGAAUGAGACCGUUUGUGUGACAGUAGCAAAAUCUAGGUCGCAGACUGAAGCACGGAUGGAUCAGAGCACUUCAGGGCAGCAAUCUCCAUCUUCCAGGCACUUUACGGAUACCUUGGAAUGUAUAUUUUUAUUUGUCUUUUUACUCAAAAGGUUUGCAGUUUGCAAAUAAUUCAGAUUGUGCUGUGUCCUGUGUGGGGGGUCAGGUCACUCCGCUGAGUGGUGCGGACCUGUUGGUCAUGACUGCCGCGAGCCCCUGCCCAUGAGCUCUAGGUAGGUGAAUGGACCAGACAACCCCAGUGGGAACGCGCUGUGCAUCCUCCUGGAGACAUGUCCACACAGCAGGGAACCUUCACCAUUCAGAGACUCGAGGAGAUGCUCCCACGUAAGCCCAGUCCGUCAGUUCAUUACUUCUGAGCCUGAAACUUAGACUUUAUGGGUCUGGAGGGAUUUCUGCUGGGAUGAUAGAGAAGAAAAAUACCCAGUUCUCAAAUUUUAAAGAGGAGGAAAGAAUAGUUUUUUGCUGUCAGCAGCUGGAGUGUGCCUUUUUCACAGGUGAGGGUGUCUCUUUCCUUUUCCCUUCUCACUGCCUUAUUCAGUUGGCGCAUUCAUUGGCACAUAGAAAUUUAAGAAUAUCAAGGAGAUGGCAGGAAAAAACCAUGGAUUAGCAAGCUAUCACUUUUUUAAGUUUUUUCAAUUCAGCUGUGAAUUCCCAAAGGCGCUCCACACACCAGGAGUCACUGAGCUCGUGUCCCUGCCUCCUGCCUGAUGCCUGGUGCUACGUCAGCAGGCGUGUUGCCCUGGACCCCCUCCCAGCAGUCCACUGGCAGCUCCCAAGUGUCUUCUUCCAAGGAGUCUCUGCUUGGACCUUCGCCAAACUUCUGAGCACCCCGAGGGACUAGAAACUUCAUUUCAGCAGCUUUGCCCUGAAGCAAACAAAAAUACAAAAGGUAAACUCACAUACGACCCACGUGACAUGGUGCAUUCCAAGAUGUCUGUGCAUGGUUUGGGGAUGACCCUCCUCUCGCAUCAGUAGCUCCUUCGAUACGCCCGUCGCUAGAACAACAGAGCAGACGGCAGUCACAGAAGGGGUGGGGCGGGGCCAGGAUUUGGGAUUUCUAUGCUAUGUGACACAAGGUGAUAAGUGACAAUCUUCAAGUCCUAACCUCCACUAUUCUAGAAAGUAUAGUGGUGAUUUGUGUGCAACAAUUUGAAAUUUUAAAAGUACCAAGACCUGAAAUUCAAUAAAAUAUUUUUAUUAAUUUUAA